Pseudopipra pipra is the source of this 1592-nucleotide messenger RNA. RefSeq names its product tubulin alpha-3 chain-like. The transcript is spliced from 5 exons. Gene Ontology annotation, molecular function: structural constituent of cytoskeleton; GTP binding. Gene Ontology annotation, cellular component: cytoplasm; microtubule. Lineage: Eukaryota; Metazoa; Chordata; Aves; Passeriformes; Pipridae. The coding region runs from base 116 to 1468 and encodes 450 amino acids. Gene Ontology annotation, biological process: mitotic cell cycle; microtubule cytoskeleton organization. The record is from RefSeq and is a predicted model, not a curated record.
CCAGCGCUUGAGGCGAAGGGUUUGAGGCCGUUAACGGCCGGCAGUUGGUACCGGUCGGUGAGCGUCGGCAGACGGGCUGUGGCGCAGCUGGAGUUCGUCAGCUUAGCAAGGCACCAUGCGUGAAUGCAUAUCCAUCCACGUUGGUCAGGCUGGUGUUCAGAUUGGCAAUGCAUGUUGGGAAUUGUAUUGUCUUGAACAUGGGAUCCAGCCUGAUGGUCAAGUGCCUAGUGAUAAUACUAUGGGACGUGGAGAUGAUUCAUUUAACACUUUCUUCAGUGAGACAGGAGCUGGUAAACAUGUUCCGAGAGCAGUGUUUGUGGACCUAGAGCCAACCGUAGUUGAUGAAGUACGUACAGGCACAUACAGGCAGUUAUUCCAUCCUGAGCAGCUCAUUACUGGGAAAGAAGAUGCAGCCAAUAAUUAUGCCAGAGGCCAUUAUACCAUUGGAAAAGAGAUCGUUGAUCUAGUGCUAGACCGCAUUCGCAAACUGGCUGAUCUAUGCACAGGGCUGCAAGGUUUCCUUAUCUUUCAUAGUUUUGGAGGAGGCACUGGUUCAGGGUUUGCUUCACUGCUUAUGGAAAGGCUCUCUGUUGACUACGGCAAGAAAUCUAAACUGGAGUUUGCAAUUUAUCCAGCACCACAAGUUUCCACUGCUGUAGUGGAACCCUACAACUCAAUUCUAACUACCCACACAACAUUAGAGCAUUCAGACUGUGCCUUCAUGGUAGAUAACGAAGCCAUUUAUGAUAUAUGUCGUCGUAACCUGGACAUUGGCCGUCCUACUUACACAAAUUUAAACCGAUUAAUUGGGCAAAUUGUUUCAUCCAUCACAGCCUCACUGCGUUUUGAUGGAGCCCUUAAUGUAGAUCUGACAGAAUUUCAAACUAACCUGGUUCCAUACCCACGAAUCCAUUUCCCCUUGGUAACGUACGCCCCCAUCAUCUCUGCUGAAAAAGCAUAUCAUGAGCAGUUAUCUGUGGCUGAAAUUACCCACUCUUGCUUUGAACCAGCCAACCAGAUGGUGAAAUGCGACCCUCGCCAUGGCAAGUACAUGGCCUGCUGUAUGUUAUACAGAGGCGAUGUCGUGCCCAAGGAUGUCAAUGCAGCCAUUGCCACGAUCAAGACUAAACGUACCAUUCAGUUUGUGGAUUGGUGCCCAACUGGAUUCAAGGUGGGCAUUAACUAUCAGCCUCCAACUGUGGUGCCAGGUGCUGACCUUGCCAAGGUGCAGCGGGCUGUGUGUAUGCUGAGUAACACAACUGCUAUUGCUGAAGCAUGGGCUCGGCUCGACCACAAAUUUGAUCUCAUGUAUACCAAGCGUGCCUUUGUGCAUUGGUAUGUUGGGGAAGGGAUGGAGGAAGGAGAAUUUUCUGAAGCCCGGGAAGAUCUGGCUGCCCUUGAGAAAGAUUAUGAAGAAGUAGGCCUAGACUCAGUAGAAGCAGAAGCUGAAGAAGGAGACGAAUACUGAGAAAAUUAAAGCCUGGAAAAAUUUAUUUACAAAAAAAAAAAAAAGAAUUGCAGAACCCUGUUCACUUGUUUGUUUUUAAAUAAAGUUUUCAAAUGUGUUUUCAAAUAAAGUUUUAAAGAUUCUA